Cutaneotrichosporon oleaginosum is the source of this 1049-nucleotide messenger RNA. RefSeq lists its product as uncharacterized. The record is from RefSeq and is a predicted model, not a curated record. Gene Ontology annotation, molecular function: DNA-binding transcription factor activity, RNA polymerase II-specific; zinc ion binding. Gene Ontology annotation, biological process: regulation of DNA-templated transcription. Lineage: Eukaryota; Fungi; Basidiomycota; Tremellomycetes; Trichosporonales; Trichosporonaceae.
AUGGGCUCGCCCACCGCCUCGACGUCCACGUCGCCCAUCGCGCCGACAGGGGCAGGCGACGAUCCCCCGCGCAAGCCGCCCCGCAAACUCAAGCGCUCCGCCGAUCAACUGCACCGGAACCAAGCCUGCCUGACCUGCCGGCGCCGACGGAUCAAGUGCGAUGCCGCGCGGCCGCACUGCUCCAGCUGUGUGCGCAGCUUCCGGUUCCUGGCACGCACUCAACCCGAUCCGGAACGCGACGCGCGAGGUGUUCAGUGCGUCUUCGAGAACAACGAACCAGAAGAGCCCGAAGAGGAGGAUCCGCGCGCCGCUGUCGCAAAGCUCGAAGCCAGAGUCGCCGAGCUGCAAGGCGAACUCGACCGGUUAACCAGUCGCUCGCCGAGCAUAGCCACCACUCCCGUGUUUGGGCAGACGCAGCCCAUGACGCCCGUCCGUACCGAACGUCACCUCUCCUCGCCCUCCAUCUCGCAACACACCUCCCCACAGAUGCCCCAGCAUCUCUUCGCCCAGCCUCAUCUCUGGCCCAGCAUGGACCUCGACCCCACCAGUCAGCACUUUGGCGCGCCCUCCUACGAUCCCGGCUUCCCCUACGGCGCGACAGGCCUGCCCCCUCUCCAUCCCCACGGCGUGCAGUCGACCAGCGCCACGUCCCCCGUCUCGGCUGGCCCAGACGGCAUGAGCUGGGCAGGGCAAGGCGGCCCAUCCAUGCCUCAAGCCUCCUUCCACAUGCCAGACGGCAACCCGCUCGGACUCGAGCUCGAGACGCAUGUGGGCGACGCCAUGUCCCGCUACGUCGAAAUGUCCAUGGGCAUGGGUGGAGCUGAGAGGCCGACCGACGAGCGUCCGCCCACUGGGCGCUCCGACUAGCCAAUCUGCCCGUCGCUAUCGGGGCACGCGCAGGCGCAUUUCGGGAUCUCGGUGUGGUGCGGGCUCACAACACGGAGAUCAAUGAUCAUGUUCACACAUUCCGUCACCAGCGCAGGGUGGGGGAGAUAUUCAGCAGAGUGGGGAGGCUCGUUUCAACAUCACCUCGGCUAUCGACGGCUGCU